CUCGUAUAUUCGGCUUGCUCUUCUAUCAAGUCCUUUGUAAACUACUACUGGAGACAACUACGAGACCUUGAGCAGCGGCCGUCAUUUUCCGGCCCCAAGACCUCUGAAGCGCAGUUUAUAGGCUGUGCCUCGGCCAACUGCAGCCCUGAUCCUCAGCGUCUAGGCCUCACCAGCCUGGGAUUCAGUGAAUUGACCCCCCUGCAUCCGCUCCCGCUCACUCUGGAGAUUGUGGACGCUGUCUGCGCUACAACAGCACAUUCACCACGGGCACAAACAAAGCUGACGUGCGAGCUCGUGCUGCACAAGACAAGGCACCACCCACCGAGCACUGCCUGAGGAUCAAAUGCGAAGGGCGGCCAUUAAACGAUCCAUCCCAAGCCGGAUUCCUGCCUGCGCUGCGCUUCGUCGCCUGCCGCACCUGCCACGCUUCACGAUCCUGGUCACGACCCUUUUAUCCAAACACCUCCUGCAUAUCCUCCUCCCUUCUCUCCACAUUCAACGUCAUUUCCCAUGAUCUCGUCGCCUACGCCUGUCACCUCUGGUGGUACAGCAGGUACAGGCCUGGAUCUCACCAGAACUUCCUCAAGACGUCGAGGCUUGAGUUAUCUUCGUGCUCUGUCACAUAGUCGUUCCUCGGGCCAGACCAGCCCUAACGAACCCUCCCGCUCUCCUCGCCAUUAUUUCCAGCGAUCACUCAGUUACAACGACAAUCGACCCGACGCUUCAGCCAGCGGCAGGAGAAGAAGUGCCUCACGCCCCAACGAACCUACCAGCCAACUGGCAACGGAGCCUCCCCAGAUUCACUCCUCACCACAGAAUCCGAGACCCUCUUCUCCACCUACAGGACAAUCAAUUCCAAUCCGCACUGCAACCAUCCCUGGGCCUGCGCCCGUCACAAUCGAAGAACAAAAUACCGACGACAUGGCUAGACACAGAAGUUCAACGGGGCGGAGGCAUACGAGCAGUCACCAGCAGGCCGACACUCCAAUGGUUGACAGUCCAGCCUCGAGACCUGCUAAUGCCACGACGGUCUCGAAAGCUAAAGAAGGUCAUGAAGGAGAAUCCAAGCCACAAUUACCCACCAUACGUUUGUUUCCUCAUCAAGAAGUGAGAAACGGUCGACCUUCACUCACUUUCACUCCCAUCUCGCGUACCCUUCCAAGCGAACAUUCCAUCAUCCGAGUCGGUCGAUAUUCCGAGCGUGAAGGUGUACCUUCCGCGAAUCCUAACACUCCCUCAGACGCUCCCGUGGGUUUCAAGUCCAAGGUGGUCAGUCGAAAACAUUGUGAGUUCUGUUUUGUGGAUGGCCAAUGGCAGAUCAAGGAUGUCGCCAGCUCUUCGGGCACGUUUCUCAACCACAUCAGGCUGAGCCAACCAAAUACCGAGUCAAGACUGUUUCCGAUUAAAGAUGGAGACAUCAUUCAACUAGGGAUCGACUUCAGAGGCGGAGAAGAGAUGAUCUUCCGUUGUGUCAAGAUUAGGAUCGAAUGCAAUCGAGCCUGGCAAAAGAAGCCUAAUAAUUUCAACAAGAGCAGACAUCAGCAAUUACAAAGUCUGGCCAGAGACCAGCCAUCGGCGGAUUCUAAUAGUGGUGAAUGCUCCAUUUGUCUCGGUUCUGUGCUGCCUUGUCAAGCAUUAUUUGUCGCCCCAUGUGCUCACGUCUGGCAUUACAAGUGCAUUCGGCCGUUGCUAGAAGGCAGAAACAGUACUUAUCCGCAAUUCCAAUGCCCGAAUUGUCGAGCCUAUUUCGAUCUGACGGCAGACGUGGACAUCGCCCAAUCCGACAUCGACGAAUGGAUGGAAAAUUCGGACGAUCGAGAGAAUGCACCCACUAAUGCUAAUGGCGAUGCUGGUAACGAUGCCAGUACCAGUCCUGACCACGAAGUCAACGAGGCAGACACUACAGAUUCCGGCGCUACUCAUGAAACUCCGGAUACUUCGGAAGACUCUGGCGACCACCCAACUGUGACUGUGUCGGAUCCAAUUGACGUCCCAAACAACGGUGGCUCUGCCUCGACACCACGCACCUCUGGACUAUUAGCGAGGAGACAAGCUGCAAACCCUGCUUCACCUGAAGUGAAUUCGAUAAAUGGCAACAUCGACAUGCCAGAACGACCAGACGAAGACGAGGUGCACACUCAUCUUGAGCAUCAGCGAACAAGAACGCAAACUCCAGAUCCUGAACACAUCAUAGCAGGAGAAGGCCCGCUCACCCCAAGAAACAACGCAGGACCUUUUGUAUUUGAUGGCAGCGCAGGCAGAUCGGAUGCCGGGCAGCUGGCUGUUCCUGGUAUUCCAGAAGUCACCAAUGGGAAUAACCCUGCGUCAUUAUGAUUCUGUCAAAUACUCAGGACAAGAUCCUGUGGACGGUGGAUGGCUCAGUAUCGAUGAGCCCUGGGCAACAGAUUGUGCAUAAGGCGGCUAUUGAUUAUUUGGGAGGCGUCAUUCCGACAAAAGCGAAAUAUUUUAGCGUUCAUGGAAGCAUAGUUUAGCACUAUGGGAUCUGGCAUCUCUUUGACAGUAGCAAGGUCUGGCGGUGCUGCUGGUGAUAGUGCAUAUUCAGCGUUUGUGUGACGAAUCAUGAAAACAUAUUGCUUGAACUAAAA
This is a messenger RNA of Exophiala xenobiotica, 2606 nucleotides long. RefSeq lists its product as uncharacterized. Gene Ontology annotation, cellular component: ubiquitin ligase complex; mitotic spindle pole body; cell division site. The transcript is spliced from 3 exons. The coding region runs from base 511 to 2334 and encodes 607 amino acids. Lineage: Eukaryota; Fungi; Ascomycota; Eurotiomycetes; Chaetothyriales; Herpotrichiellaceae. Gene Ontology annotation, molecular function: ubiquitin protein ligase activity; protein binding. Gene Ontology annotation, biological process: ubiquitin-dependent protein catabolic process; protein ubiquitination; negative regulation of septation initiation signaling. The record is from RefSeq and is a predicted model, not a curated record.